Toxotes jaculatrix (banded archerfish) is the source of this 2479-nucleotide messenger RNA. It is a transcript of the gene lsg1, whose product is annotated as large 60S subunit nuclear export GTPase 1. Gene Ontology annotation, cellular component: cytosol. Lineage: Eukaryota; Metazoa; Chordata; Actinopteri; Toxotidae. Bases 107 to 2029 code for a protein of 640 amino acids. Gene Ontology annotation, biological process: ribosomal subunit export from nucleus. The record is from RefSeq and is a predicted model, not a curated record. The transcript is spliced from 14 exons. Gene Ontology annotation, molecular function: GTP binding; GTPase activity.
UUUACGACAACAACGUAGUGCACAUGGGGAGCAGUAGUUAGGGGCAGAAUCCCUUAGAUUUCUUAAAUAAAGUGUAUUGUGUGAAUUGACAACAUCAGAAGUUAUUAUGGGUAAGAAGAAGGCAGGCGGAGGAGGCGGACUGGGCAGAGCUCUGAUAAAAGAAAGACUCCAGGCAGGCCGAGGAAACAAGCGGGGCGACUCCUGGCUCCACACCAGUGAGCUGAAUGAUGGCUAUGACUGGGGACGGCUGAACCUGCAGUCAGUGACAGAACAGAGUUCCAUGGAUGACUUUCUGGCCACUGCAGAACUGGCAGGAACAGAGUUUGUUGCAGAGAAACUCAACAUCAAGUUUGUGCCAGCGGAAGCUAGAGCAGGUCUGUUAACAACGGAGGAGAAAGCCAGGCUGAAGAAGCUGCAUGAAGACAACAGGCAUUUCCUCAGAAUUCCUCGACGCCCCCACUGGGAUGAAAGCACCAGUCCAGAUGUGCUUCAGCAGGCAGAGAAAGACAGCUUCUUGGAGUGGAGACGAGCACUCGCACAACUGGAAGAAGAACAGAAGCUAAUUCUCACCCCAUUUGAGAGGAAUCUUGAGUUCUGGAGACAGCUGUGGAGAGUGAUCGAGAGGAGUGAUGUCGUCAUUCAAAUCGUUGAUGCCAGAAAUCCUUUGCUGUUCAGAUGUCCUGACCUGGAGUCAUAUGUCAAGGAGGUAUCAGGGGAUAAGGUGAACAUGCUGUUGGUGAACAAGGCAGACCUGCUAACCAGGGAGCAGAGGCGAGUCUGGGCCAAACACUUUGAGAAAGAAGGGCUGAGGGCAGUUUUCUGGUCUGCCCUGGCUGAGGGCAACAGGCUUGAUGCUGAGGACAAGGGUAUGAACGUGGAGGAUCCAGAGUGUGGAGAGAGUGACCCAGAAGAGGAAGGAAAGCCAGACAAUGAAGACAUGAGCCAAAAAAAGGCAGACGGAGAGGAGGAGGUGAAGGCAGAGGGGGAGGAUGAAGAGGGAGAAGACAGUGGUACAGAGGACGAGCAGCAGGAAAAGAUAACUGUAGAUGAGGAGGAGUGGCGCACCUGCUCGGAGGAUGAGGAUGAAGAAGAGGAAAGGACUGUUGGUUCAUCCAGUCAAUCCUCCUUCCACAACUCCAGCCGUCUGCUGCGUAAGGAUGAGCUGCUGGACAUCUUUAGGUCUGUUCACAACGGGCCCAGGUGUAAAGAAGGACAACUCACAGUGGGACUGGUUGGGUAUCCUAAUGUGGGGAAGAGUUCCACCAUCAACACUAUUCUAAGGAACAAGAAGGUGUCUGUUUCUGCCACUCCUGGACACACUAAGCACUUUCAGACCCUCUAUGUGGAGCCAGACCUGUGCCUCUGUGAUUGCCCAGGUCUUGUCAUGCCCUCCUUUGUCUCUACUAAAGCUGAGAUGAUCUGCUCUGGGAUCCUGCCCAUUGAUCAGAUGAGAGACCACGUACCUGCAGUCUCUCAUGUAUGUCAGACAAUCCCUCGGCAUGUGUUAGAAGGCACCUACGGCAUCAACAUCAUCCGACCACGAGAAGAUGAAGACCCUGACAGACCCCCCACGUCUGAGGAGUUGCUGAUGGCAUAUGGAUACAUGAGAGGUUUUAUGACAUCACACGGCCAACCUGACCAGCCCAGAUCAGCCCGGUACAUCCUGAAGGAUUACGUCAGCGGCAAGCUUCUGUACUGCCAUCCUCCUCCACAUAUCAAUUCUGAAGACUUCCAGCCACAGCACAGCAAGUUCCAGGAAAGAGACAGCUGUGACCUCUCCACAAUAACAAACAAACAACAGAAAAUCAAGAGAAUUGAAAAUGUGGUUGACAAGACCUUCUUCCAUCAGGAGAAUGUGCGGGCGCUCUCCAAGGGGGUCCAGUCUGUCAUGGGCUACAAACCAGGCAGUGGACCUGUUGGCCCAGGUAAAGCUGAAUCAGAGAUGGUGGUGGGCAAACCCUGGAAAAAACACGGAAACAGGAACAAGAAAGAGAAAGUACGCCGCCUUAACAAACAUCUGGACGCCUGACAAUGAUCUUAAAUCUGAGCACUUUCAAUUACAGAUCAUUUCAGCAGGAAUGAAAAAAAAAAAACAAUCCAACAUACGGUUCACAUGUGAUUCCAAGGGAGUUGAUGCUGAGCAGUAUCUGUAGGUUUAGAUUAUGGCCUCUUAAUCCUAUGAGUAUGGAAAGAUCAAACAGUUUUGAUAUUAACUAAAGAGGUGCAUAAUCUGUCAUGGACUGCUCUGGUUUGAAGACCUGUUCUGGUUCAAUGCAUUCCACCGACUGGAUCACCAGCUGUGCAGCAUAUCUCACCACAGUGUUUGGAAAUGAUGGACUCAACAUUCAGAGGGUGUGAAUUUUGUAAGAAAAGACUUCAUAAACCAGAUCAUUUUCUGUAUGUUGGAUACAGCUUUUAACCUCAUACAAUUAUGACUAAUGUAACAAAGCUGGAUUAUAGAAUAAAAUUAAUGUUUUCA